GGACAGUCAACCAGAAAAAAAAGGAUUUAUGACCUUGGGGCCUCUUGGCCUUGCUGACGCGUCUCCGGUCCUCUCGGAUUUGGACGGGGAAACGAUGAGACGCUUCGAUCACGCGGCAUUUCGAUACCGAAAUCGUAAAAAUUGCCCGGUGGACAUGACCCUCCAGUGCUACACCUUCCAGCUUCCUGCCACUCUCCUCUGUCGGCGGUCCGCCUUCACCUACAACGGGAAAAGGUAUGGUGGCCGCAGCUCACAAUUUUUGCGUCGAGACUUCCUUGGAUACGUCCAGGCAUUCUCAGGGUGUGGGACGCACGACGAAAUGCUGAAUCCUAGU
Messenger RNA from Darwinula stevensoni, 334 nucleotides. NCBI's taxonomy places the organism in Eukaryota, Metazoa, Arthropoda, Ostracoda, Podocopida, Darwinulidae. The record is from the annotation of a GenBank genome assembly.